Molecule: messenger RNA, 2152 nt
Organism: Cadophora gregata
Lineage: Eukaryota; Fungi; Ascomycota; Leotiomycetes; Helotiales; Ploettnerulaceae
Exons: 7
Coding region: 506-2053 (515 amino acids)
Biological process (GO): transmembrane transport
Cellular component (GO): membrane
Molecular function (GO): transmembrane transporter activity
Source: RefSeq, a predicted model, not a curated record
ACAUUGCCAAGAUCAUCCAAUUUUCUUGUCCCAAUGUCAAACUGUAGCAUUGUUGGUAAAGACGGGGAAGUCCCAUGUCUGCAUACGGAGAAGAUACUCCUUACUACAAGUCUGCUUGCGGAGAUGGGAUGGGCUCUAUUCCUGGCUAUGAGCUAGCCCUCAAUAGACCUCGGAAUAUGUAUCGGCCAUGACUUUUACCGGAACCCGACAGCGACACCCCCAAAUUUCUAACGGCUAGUAGUGCUCCCCAAGCUCGGUUGAAUUGAUUUCCCUGGCCCUCCACCUCCACAAAUACCCCAGAUGGUACCCACUCCUCCUCCACUUGUGAUGCGCCAAGUCCAGGUGCAAGCACCGUGCAGGUCUUGGAGAGCAUACGGCGUCGACACAGGCUAUCAAAUGAGCAAGUAUAGAUACUUCAUCGUUGCCCAUGAUCUGAUAUCCAAGGACCAUCGUUUGCCAAACCAUUCAUGUUCCUUUUUCAUCGUUUCAAGGUGAUACAAACAGAAUGGCAACGACAAUGGCAGCGCCUCCACAGACGACGACUACGACGACCGUCACAAGUAGCACGGAGAAUCUCAAUGAUCCGGUUCCAGGGUCUUCGGCCAAUGAAGCCCCUGUCCGUUCUUACAAGACGGCAUGGUUGUAUCUUUUUGAUUGGUAUCCAAGUCAUUACAGCAAGGAAGAGAAGAAGAUGUUGAGAAAGUUAGAUGCGUUUCUGCUCACUUUUUGCUCUAUUGCCUUUUUCUUGAAGUGGCUUGACUCGUCCAACAUCAACAAUGCCUAUGUGUCUGGUAUGAAAGAGGACUUGAAGUUGAAUGGCAACCAAUACUCCCUCUUCGGCACUUUCUACAAUGUUGGAUAUUUGAUCUGUCAAGUUCCCUCGAUGAUGAUUCUCUCCCGGCCAAAGCUUGCACCAUUCUACAUCCCCACCAUGGAAGUUUUGUGGUCUGUCUUAACCUUCGCCCAGGCCAGACUCGACAGCGCGCAAACAAUUUACGGGACAAGAUUUCUUCUCGGUGUUCUCGAAACACCAGUUGCAUCUGGAUCCCUCUACAUCAUGUCUUCGUGGUACCGACCUGAGGAGCUCUUCAAGCGCGCAGGCGUCUGGUAUAUCUCCAACAACCUUGCUGUUAUGUUUGGUGGCUAUCUGCAAGCUGCUGCCUACAACAACUUAGAUGGAGUCGGGGGUAUGGCAGGUUGGAGAUGGUUGUUUAUUAUUGAUGGGUGCAUCAGUCUGCCGCUCUCCAUCGCUGGUUACUUCAUGUUCCCUGGACUUCCUGCAAGUCGCAAACCAUGGUGGUUAACUGAGGAGCAACAUCUUCUAGCCAGACGCCGAAUGCGCGAUGCGGGUGUGCAGGAGAGUAAGAAUUUAAGUUGGAAGCUUGUCAAGAGGGUUUUUUCGACCUGGCAUUUCUACCUUGCUGUUCUCUGCUAUACCUUCUUCCUGUCAUCAUCGUACCCAACUGGACAGAUGGCGCUGUGGCUAAAGUACGAAGCUGCACAUGGCGGUCAUCCCUGGACGAUUCCGCAGAUCAACACUAUCCCAACGGCAGUUUCCGCUGUCUCUGUCGUAGUGACAAUUCUGGCGACUUCCCUGUGCAUGGUCUACCCACUUUGGACCGUCAUGACUGUCGUCCAAGGAUGUACACUCUUUUCGAUCGUGGUUCUACUUGUCUGGAAUGUACCAAUUGGUAUUCACUUUUUCGCGUAUUUCCUACUGGGAUUUACCGCUGCCGUAACGCCUAUCCUGAUCCCAUGGGUCAACAUCAUCAUGAAAGAUGACGCUGAAGCGCGAGCAUUCACAACGGGAGCAAUGUUGACAUUUGGAUGGGGAAUCUAUUCUUUCUAUCCCAUUGCAGUUUUCCCUGUUCUCGAAGCACCAAGAUGGAAGAAGGGUUACGCGGUGGAAGUAGUCUUCGUGUCUAUGGUGUACAUUCUGUUUAUUCUGGGACAGUAUCUCCAGAGACGUGAUGAGAAGAAAAAUGGUGCUGCGGUUAUGGUUGUAGAUGAGGAGAAGCUUGGUGAUGACUCUACCCAUAUCGAGAAGUCUUGAAUAGACAGGAUUUCAUACCGAAUAAUGAAGUUCACGUAUAAUUCAUGGAAUAUAGGCCCAUUUAUUGUUCACUGUCUGUCAUCAGCAGUAGUUCCACAG